Messenger RNA from Batrachochytrium dendrobatidis JAM81, 504 nucleotides. RefSeq lists its product as uncharacterized. The record is from RefSeq and is a predicted model, not a curated record. Gene Ontology annotation, biological process: Ras protein signal transduction. The transcript is spliced from 4 exons. Gene Ontology annotation, molecular function: GTPase activity; GDP binding; GTP binding. NCBI's taxonomy places the organism in Eukaryota, Fungi, Chytridiomycota, Chytridiomycetes, Rhizophydiales. Gene Ontology annotation, cellular component: plasma membrane. The annotation marks the transcript as partial.
CAGCUUGUUGUAGUGGGAGGAGGAGGAGUUGGAAAAUCAGCACUUACUAUUCAAUUUAUCCAGGAGCAUUUUGUAGACGAGUACGAUCCCACCAUUGAGGACUCGUAUCGCAAACAGACCGUGGUGGAUGGCGAAGUGGCUAUGCUGGAUGUAUUAGAUACCGCUGGACAAGAAGAAUACAGUGCGAUGCGAGAACAGUAUAUGAGGUCAGGCGAAGGAUUCAUGUGUGUCUAUUCUGUCACGUCUAGACCUAGUUUUGAAGAGAUCGAGCCAUACUUUCGACAAAUUUUGCGAGUCAAAGAUGUGGAACGCUAUCCAAUCAUCAUCGUAGCCAACAAGGCAGAUUUAAUUUAUGAAAGAAUGAUUACAAGUGUUGAAGGACAGGCGCUAGCUGCAAAACUUAAAUCACAUUACAUUGAAACGUCCGCCAAGGAGAAUUUUAAUGUGACUGCUGCAUUUCAUGCACUUGUUCGCGAGGUACGUUGGUAUUUUUAUCUAGACUGA